AUGUCACAAGACCCGGAAAAGUCAAUUUCCAGCCAGGAUGGUGAACAACACGUUUCCGGGAAGCCUCCUGAGAAGGAAAAGGAGGGCAGCAUCAAAGACUACAUCCGAGUCUUCCACUAUUGUGACAAGUAUGAUUGGAUCUUGAACGGCAUUGCAUUUUCCUGCGCCAUAGCAAGUGGUAGCUCGCUGCCGCUCAUGACAUUGAUCUUUGGGAGUUUCACCAAUAAAUUCAAUGAGUUUGGCAGUGGUGGUUCAAGCCCUGCCGAAUUCAGAGAUGACGUGGAUUCCUUUGUCCUGUGGUUCGUCUACCUCUUCAUCGGAAAGUUCUUUGCUACUUACAUUGCGACCGCGACAAUCACCAUUUCCUCCAUAAGAACAACAAGAACAUUGCGGCAUGCAUUUCUCGAGUGUACACUAAGACAAGAGGUCUGGCAUUUCGACAAGCAGGGAAAUGGAGCAGUUGCCACCCAGGUCACCACCAAUACCACCAGAAUUCAAGGUGGCAUUGCCGAGAAGCUUACCUUCACUAUUCAGGCUCUCGCUAUGUUCUUUGCCGCAUUUGUUGUCGCUCUGAGUGUCCAAUGGAAGUUGGCGCUGAUUACAAUGUCGGUAAUCCCCGCCAUCUUUCUCGUCACUGGGAUCUGCGUAGCCAUCGAUGCAGUCCAGGAAGCUCGAAUCAUUCGCAUAUAUUCUCGGGCAGCAGUUCUAGCAGAAGAGGUACUGUCGUCUAUUCGAACCGUUAAUGCAUUCUACGCCAAGGAGAGGAUGAUGCGGAAGUACAACACCUUCUUGGAGGAGGCACACAAGGAAGGAAACAAGAAAUCACCGAACUAUGGCAUUUUGUUUUCAACUGAGUAUUUCUGUGUGUACGCCGCCAUCGCCUUAUCAUUUUGGCAGGGCUACAGGAUGUUCCUGAGUGGUGAAGUUGAAGAUGUCGGCAACGUCUUCACCGUGGUGCUCUCUGUAACCAUUGCUGCCACCUCCAUCUCUACGCUUGCACCGCAAAUCCAGUCCUUCACCAACGCCGCCUCUGCUGCCUCCGAACUGUUUACCAUAAUCGAUAAACCGACAUUACUGGAUCCCCUUGAUCCAUCGGGGAAGCAGCCUGUCACUUGCCAUGGUAAUAUUGAAAUCAAGAAUCUCAAUUUUUCAUAUCCAUCCCGACCAUCUGCUCAAGUGCUGCGCGACUUUAGCAUUUCAAUACCAGCCAGCAAAACGACCGCACUUGUAGGUGCUUCUGGUUCUGGAAAAAGCACUCUUGUGGGACUUCUGGAGCGAUGGUAUAUUCCAGCAUCUGGCAGCAUUCUUCUCGAUGAUAUUGAUCUUCCUGAAUACAACACCAAAUGGCUACGAAGCAGAAUACGUCUGGUCCAGCAGGAGCCCAUCUUGUUCCGAGGUACUGUCUUCCAAAACGUUGCCAAGGGCUUGGUGGAUGAGCAACGCAAAUUGCUUCGCGCAGAGCAGAUGGAACUCGUCCGGGAGGCGUGUAGAGCCAGUAACGCAGACGGUUUCAUCACUGAGCUUCCUCAAGGUUACGAUACGGAAGUUGGAGAACGUGCUGGUACCCUGAGUGGCGGUCAGCGGCAGCGGAUUGCAAUUGCUCGCAGCAUCGUAUCCAAUCCCAAGAUAUUACUGCUCGACGAAGCGACCAGUGCGCUGGACCCUAAGGCUGAGAAAGUAGUGCAAGAUGCCCUCAAUCGUGUGUCGAAGGAUCGAACCACAUUGAUCAUUGCACACAAAUUAGCUACCGUCAAAGCCGCCGACAAUAUUGCCGUUAUGUCACAAGGUAGAAUUGUUGAGCAGGGUACUCAUGAGGCCUUGAUUGACCUCGAUGGCCACUAUGCUUCCCUCGUACGAGCGCAAGACCUGUCAGCUGAUGAAGCAGAGGAGGCGGCGAUGCUAAUGGAGGAAAAAGCUAAUGGUGAAUCAGCCGCUGAACGUCUUGCGCUUCAACGAUCCACAACAGGUGCAAUUUCCCUGACAGGGGACCCCAAACUCCAGAAGAAGGUGAUCGGAACACUCAACUACUCACUUCUGCGAUGCAUCAUGAUCAUGUUCUAUGAGCAAAAGAACCUGUAUUGGUGCUUUGCAGUUUCAUUCGUGGGCUGCCUGAUUGGAGGCGGCACAUUCCCUGCGCAGGCAAUCCUCUUCGCACGCUUGUUGACGAUCUUCCAGGUCACUGGACAAGAAGCCGUUGAUCGGGCCAACUUCUACUCACUUAUGUUCUUCGUUGUCGCGAUAGCAAAUCUGGUUGCAUAUUUCGCAAUCGGAUGGCUUUGCAACAUAAUUGGUCAAACAGUGACCCACAGGUAUAGAACUGAAAUGUUCGAUCGUGUGCUACAGCAAGAUGUGGAGUUCUUCGAUAUACCAGAAAAUACAUCUGGCGCGUUGACGUCCAAAUUGUCCUCCGUUCCAACCGAUAUUCAAGAGCUUGUCAGCGCAAAUGUCCUUCUCAUUACAGUAGUUAUUAUCAAUGUUGGAUCAUCCAGUAUUCUAGCACUCGCGUAUGGAUGGAAGCUGGCACUGGUGGUGAUUUUUGGUGCAUUAUUACCAAUACUUAUUGCUGGGUAUCUACGAAUUCGCCUCGAACUUCAGCUGCAAACGAAGAAUUCACAGAACUUCUCAGACAGUGCAGGGCUUGCAAGCGAAGCUGUUGCUUCAAUAAGAACGGUAGCCUCUUUGACUCUCGAGUCACAGAUCCUGGAGGAAUAUUCAACAUUACUAGGCAACAUCGUCUUGCGAUCGACGAAAGCUUUGAUCUGGACCAUGUUCUGGUUCUCGCUGUCACAGUCUAUCGAAUUUCUCGCGAUGGCGCUGGGAUUUUGGUACGGUAGCCGUCUAUUGUCCACGGGAGAAUACUCUACAACCCAGUUCUACGUCAUCUUCGUUGGAGUGCUCUUUGCGGGCCAAGCUGCGGGACAGUUCUUUGCGUAUUCAACUAGUUUGACCAAGGCAACAUCGGCAGCUAAUUAUGUUCUCUGGUUACGUACUCUGAAACCUGUGAUCAGAGAGGAUGAAAACAACAAGGAUAAUGGACCAGACGGAGACGGUCAAAUUGAUCUUGAAGACGUCGAGUUCCGCUACCAGCAAAGAGAAACUGCGAGAGUGCUGCGAGGCAUAUCCAUGGCAGUCAAACCUGGCUCAUUUGUGGCGUACGUUGGAGCAUCAGGCUGUGGCAAGUCAACACUGAUAGCCCUGCUCGAACGAUUCUACGAUCCCGUCAGUGGUCGCAUCUGCUUAGAUCGCAAGGACAUUACCGGCAUGUCUCCCCGGCUGUAUCGGGGCCAUAUGUCGUUGGUACAGCAGGAACCUACCCUGUACCAGGGGUCUGUGUGGGACAACAUCUCGCUUGGUCUUGAUUAUGAGCCAUCGGAAGAAGAGAUCAAAGAAGCUUGCCGCAAAGCAAGUGCGCUAGAUUUUGUUGUGUCUCUCCCAGAGGGCUUGGAGACGCCCUGCGGAUCUCGGGGAAUGCAGUUCUCUGGCGGGCAACGACAGCGUAUUGCAAUCGCACGGGCGUUAAUUCGCAACCCUCGGCUCCUUCUACUCGAUGAAGCAACAUCGGCCUUGGACACUCAGUCCGAACGAUUGGUACAGGCGGCUUUAGACGAGGCUGCCAUGAGCCGCACAACAAUCGCAGUAGCACACCGCUUAUCCACGAUUCGCAAUGCUGACACGAUAUUUGUGUUUGCCAAUGGCAGAAUUGCGGAGAUGGGUACGCACGCAGAACUACAAAAAUUAAAAGGCAGAUACUACGAAAUGUGUUUGGCGCAAUCUUUGGACAAGGCUUGA
Molecule: messenger RNA, 3789 nt
Organism: Exophiala aquamarina CBS 119918
Lineage: Eukaryota; Fungi; Ascomycota; Eurotiomycetes; Chaetothyriales; Herpotrichiellaceae
Exons: 1
Coding region: 1-3789 (1262 amino acids)
Biological process (GO): transmembrane transport
Cellular component (GO): membrane
Molecular function (GO): ATP binding; ABC-type transporter activity; ATP hydrolysis activity
Source: RefSeq, a predicted model, not a curated record